Seminavis robusta is the source of this 498-nucleotide messenger RNA. The record is from the annotation of a GenBank genome assembly. Lineage: Eukaryota; Bacillariophyta; Bacillariophyceae; Naviculales; Naviculaceae.
AUGCAAUCAAGCAGUUUCGAGCGUGAAGUCGGCAGAAAGGGCGGUCUUGCAGCCUACGAAAACAGAGUUGGAGCUCAUGCCCGCAGCCUUGCUCAAAUGCAGGCGGAUGGCAGAAAGGGCCGUCAUGUACCCAAAUCAAGAGUCCAGCGACAAAUCCCAGGAGGAGAGGCAUACUAUGUGGACCUUCCCAGUCCCAAGGACAGACAUGUUCCCAAAAACCAAAUCAAGUUCCAAGAGAUGUAUGCAAAGAUCGACUUAUUGGAUGCAAACUCUUUAGAAGAACGCAUACACAAGUGCUGCAAAACUAGCCAAGAAUCGCGAUUUGGUUCUGAUUUACAUGUACAUAGCACUGACUGCGAAAGUAUGGGAAACAAGCAGGAGGUACCAGUAUCAGAAGCAGUCUUCAUUGCAGCAGCAACAGAGGCCAUUUCUGUUGUGGAAGAUGGAGUAGCCGGAAACUUCUGGAAUGAGGAUGUAAAGACAUAUUUGACUAAAUAA